UUACCACAUCUCUGAGUAAAGACAACAGUCCUUGCCAAAUAGCUUCAUUCUUGUUAAGCUGUGUGCAACAAGAUAGGAGAGAUGAAGCUGCAACUUUUGAUCGUCAGUGUUUUGGUUGUAAUCAGUCAAGAAGAGGAAAAACAGCUGCUAUCAACAGAGGAACCUGGCCUUGAAUAUUUCUUCAAUUCCCUUAACAAUUCUACAUACGAGUAUGAGUAUGAACCAUCUGCUCCUUGCAGUACAACUGCGCCUGGAUUUAACAGCUUGGGCCUGAUGAUCGCCUACAUCGUCGUGUUCAUCCUCGGCGUGGUGGGCAACAGUGUAGUUGUCUAUGUGGUUUGUCAAAUGAAGAAAGGCAGAUCCAGCACAGAUAUCUACUUGAUGCACCUGGCGGUGGCGGACCUUCUCUUCUGUCUUACCCUCCCGUUCUGGGCCGUCAACGCUCAUUCUGGUUGGAUCUUCGGCAACUUCCCGUGCAAACUCCUUUCAGGCUUCCAGGAGGCGUCGGUAUACAGUGGUGUCUUCCUGCUGGCAUGCAUCAGUGUAGACCGUCACUUUGCCAUUGUGAGAGCUACACGUGUCUUGCCCUCCCAUCACUGGGUGGUGAAAUGGGUGUGCAGUGUGGCGUGGCUGGUGGCGGGAUUACUAUCCUUACCCGUGGCAAUCCAGAGGGAGAGCUUGCAUUAUAAAGAACUGGGCCAGACCAUUUGCUACGAAAACAUAACUGGCGAAAGCAGCGACCACUGGCGUGUGGGCAUGCUUGUUCUGCGCCAUACGAUGGGCUUUUUCCUGCCACUGGUGGUGAUGGCGGUCUGCUACGGCUGGAUUGUGGUGACGCUGUUUCACACACGUAAUCAACAAAAGCAUAAGGCCAUACGCGUCAUCCUGGCGGUGGUGUUUGCAUUCGUUCUGUGCUGGCUGCCUUAUAACAUCACCGUACUGAUCGACACACUCAUACGAGGCAGCUCACUUGCAGUGGAGACAUGUGAAACUGUCUACACGGUGGAAGUGGUGCUAAAGGUGACCCAAGUGUUGGCCUUCAUGCAUUGUGCAGUGAAUCCAGUGCUGUACGCCUUCAUUGGGGAGAAGUUCCGUAACCAGCUGCUCUCAGCUCUUCACAAACACAGGCUCAUCAGCAAGAGGCUCCAGAUGGCUUGCAGGAAGGGAUCUGUCAACAGUGCAGGGAGCACCAGAUCUAGAAACACCUCUGCUACCAUGUAAAUAACAGGGUUAGCCUGGCUCUGUCCAAAGGUAACAAACUCCACCUACCAACACCUCUAAAGGUCACUAAUUAGCAAGUUAUAUCUCCUGUGUUUAAUCCGUACAAAAACCUAAGUUUAAAAAUGGCAAAUUGCUGUUUUACAGAUGUUUAUGUACCAAAGUAUUUUUUGGCCUGGGAGCAGUAACAUUUGACUUUAGAGGUGCUGGUAGGUAGAUUUUGUUCCCAUUAAGGCCCAGACACACCAACCCGACAUGAAAGAACAAGCGGCGAUAAAGGCCACCAGUUGCGUCACCUUUUGUCUCGGCUAAAAAGUUGCACUCGAACACACCGCAAAGACUGCAGCCGACGGCCAACUACCACGUACGUUCUGCUCCUGCGUGACAUGAAAUAAC
This is a messenger RNA of Sebastes umbrosus (honeycomb rockfish), 1614 nucleotides long. RefSeq names its product chemokine (C-X-C motif) receptor 2 (gene cxcr2). Bases 82 to 1221 code for a protein of 379 amino acids. The transcript has 2 exons. Gene Ontology annotation, cellular component: membrane. The record is from RefSeq and is a predicted model, not a curated record. Gene Ontology annotation, biological process: neutrophil chemotaxis; G protein-coupled receptor signaling pathway; immune response. NCBI's taxonomy places the organism in Eukaryota, Metazoa, Chordata, Actinopteri, Perciformes, Sebastidae. Gene Ontology annotation, molecular function: chemokine receptor activity.